Molecule: messenger RNA, 1848 nt
Organism: Polistes dominula (European paper wasp)
Lineage: Eukaryota; Metazoa; Arthropoda; Insecta; Hymenoptera; Vespidae
Product: fatty-acid amide hydrolase 2-B
Cellular component (GO): endomembrane system
Source: RefSeq, a predicted model, not a curated record
AUUUUCGUACUAGGAGUGGUGGUAGCUAAAUCGCCAGUCGCGGUAUAGUCUUGGGUAUAAUUACAUAUUGUGUUCUGUCUCUAUUGUAAAGUGUGACGUGCAAGACGUGGAAUCACAUUAAGAUCAAUUGAGAACAAAACCGAUCUCUUUUUUUGUUACUUUUAACUGUAUCUUAAAUUUUGUGUUUUUACAUUUUGCAUACGAAGUGGCACAAUAAAAAAAUUGAAACAACGAUUUCAUACAAAUAUCACAAUUUUGCAAAUCAAAGAUGAGGAUACUAUUCGUUAUAUCAUUUUUUUUAAAUCUUCUAUUUAAAAUGUUAAAUUUUAUUAUCAAAAUGUGUAAUUUUAACAAAUCGCGACAAAUUCCUCCAACCAAUGAUGACUUGUUUGACUUGUCAGCGAGUGUUCUGGCUAAAAAAAUCAGAUUCGGAGAAAUUACAAGCCAAGAAGUAGUUAAAGCAUAUAUUCAACGCAUAAAGCUAGUGAAUCCUAUUAUAAACGCCGUUAUCGAGGAUAGAUUCGAAAAAGCCUUGGAAGAAGCAAUGAUGUGUGAUCGCAAAAUCAAAAAUGGGGAACUUACCAUCUUCGAGAUGGAAAAACAAAAACCGCUUUAUGGUGUACCUUUUACAGUUAAAGAAUCAUGUAUGCUUAAAGGAUUGAGUUAUACAGGAGGUUCUUAUGCUCAAAAAGGAAGGAAAGCACUUGAUAAUGGAGAAGCAAUAGAAUUAAUGAUAAAUGCUGGUGGUAUACCUUUAUGCGUUACCAAUAUUCCAGAAUUAUGUACAGGAUUUGAUUCAUACAAUUUUCUAUAUGGAAAAACUUACAAUCCAUAUAAUACAAAAUGUGGAGCUGGUGGUUCGUCUGGAGGAGAGGGGGCACUAAUAGGUUCAGGAAGUUCUUUGAUAGGAAUCGGAUCAGAUUUAGCAGGAUCGAUAAGAAUACCAGCCUUAUUUAAUGGCAUUUUCGGACAUAAGCCUUCAAGAGGAAUUGUCUCGGUAAAAGGUCAUUUACCAUUACCGGACGAUGAAGUAUUUAUACGAUGUGGUACAGUUGGACCUCUUGCAAGAUAUGUCGAAGAUUUAUAUCUAACUAUGAAAGUAUUGACUGUUAAACACAAUCAAGAUUUACAUUUGGAUGAUCCAGUUAAUUUAAAGAAAUUGAAUGUCUAUUAUUUGGAAAAUAUUGAAGAUAAAUUUGGGAUCAUUCAAACUCAACAAGAAAUACGAACUUGUAUUAGAGAAGCAGUUAGACAUUUACAAGAUUGUGGUUCGAACGUUGAAAAAUAUCCAGGAUCUUUUAGUAAUUUGUGCGACGCGAUCUUGAACAGAAUCCUAUCGAUGAAAUUUCCAAUCUUAUUGGAUCCAAAUAAUUCCAAGAAUGAACGAUCGUUAAUAUGUGAAUUACCAAAAUCAAUAUUAGGUUGUUCAAAAUAUACGUUUGGAGCGAUUUUUAUUAAAUUUCUUUCGAUAAUUGUAAAACGUAAUGAAUCGAUGGACGAAGGAUUAAAAAUCCAGUGUCAAUACUUAACGAAUUUGUUAAAUGACAAUGGUGUCAUUAUCCUACCCACAUUUGCAUUAACAGCACCUGUUGGAAGAUUAAUACAGUUAAUUAUGAUAAAUGGAUUAUAUUGUCCUAUAUGGAAUUAUUUUGGUUUUCCAGCAACUAACGUUCCCAUGGGUUUUGAUAAAAAUGGUUUACCAAUUGGUUUUCAGGUUAUCGCCGCUCCUUAUCAAGAUCGUUUAUGUUUAGCGGUAGCCAAAGAAUUGGAAAAAUCAUUUGGUGGUUGGAUCCCACCUUAUCGGUCUUAAAAUAUUUAUAUGAUAUUUAUGUAUAUUUAUAUAAACAA